Messenger RNA from Priceomyces carsonii, 5106 nucleotides. It is a transcript of the gene GCN2, whose product is annotated as serine/threonine-protein kinase. Gene Ontology annotation, cellular component: cytoplasm; nucleus; cytosol. Gene Ontology annotation, biological process: DNA damage checkpoint signaling; regulation of translational initiation by eIF2 alpha phosphorylation; negative regulation of cytoplasmic translational initiation in response to stress. The coding region runs from base 1 to 5106 and encodes 1701 amino acids. The transcript has a single exon. The record is from RefSeq and is a predicted model, not a curated record. NCBI's taxonomy places the organism in Eukaryota, Fungi, Ascomycota, Pichiomycetes, Serinales, Debaryomycetaceae. Gene Ontology annotation, molecular function: ATP binding; eukaryotic translation initiation factor 2alpha kinase activity; protein binding.
AUGAAGGAUGAGAAUUCGUUGCUGUCAGCUCUCGAGAUACGACAGCAGGAUGAAUUGAACAGUUUGAAAUCCAUUUAUGGCGAUAUUAUGAAAGAUAUCACGUCGGACAAGCUUAUUUGGAACAAGAAACCGAGCCCUCAUUUUCAAGUUUUUUUGGAAUCAUCAGAGAAUCCUGAAAAGCCAACACUUUCACUAACGCUUGAUAUUGAAUUUACGCCAACAUACCCAGUAUCGCCGCCAAUUGUCAAGAUUUUAAAACCAAAGAAUAUUUUAAAGGCAAAUCUUACGUCUUUGAAACAAAAGAUUCAACACUUAAUUAAAGAGUAUCCAGAGGAAGAGGUCUCAUUUACCAUCAUUUCGGAGCUCAAAGUCUUAUUAGACGAAUAUCAGCAUGCCAUGGAAAAGACCAUGUCUUUAGAACAAGAACGUGAAUUACGAUUAAGAACGGAGAGGCUCCAAUUAGAAAAGGAGGACGCGAAAAAGCAACAGGAGCAAGAGGAUGCAAAGAAGGAAGAGAAUCAAAAACUAAACCAACAAAUAAUCAAAAUACAAGGUGAAUACUAUAAUGAAAUGUCGGAUGAAUCGGAUGAAAAUGAAGACGACUUACGACUAGUACCAACAGACACGGAGAAGUAUUUCACUUUUGAAAACACGAUGGUAGGACAGAUUCCAGGUUCUAAGCAAAAGUUUAGGUUCCGAUCUGUGUUGGGUUUUGCUCCUGUCAAGUAUGGUGAUUUACUAUCACGUCUUGGAGAUCAGUAUAUUGUGAGACCCUAUCUUGCAACUGGAGUUACUCCUGGAUUUGAUAAAAAAGGUAAUGAAUUGAGCUAUGUAUUUACAGAGAUCAGUUUUAAUAACUCCUUCUGGAUGACAGAUUCAGGAAAGAGUGAAAUUCAAGACCUUGAAAGAGAAUUGCAGUUAGCUUUGAAUAUUACUAACGACAAUAUAUCAAAGCUUGUUGGAUUUCAAAUUGACAAAAUGAAAGAAUCUGGAUGGAAGCUCCGUCUUCUCUCGGAAAACUUCCCUAGAGCUGUAUCCCUUCUGUAUGUUCUAUCAAAAGUUAACUUCGUUAAUUGGGCUAUAGCGAGGGUUUGGUUUAUUCAAUUACUAUCGGGAAUUGAGUAUCUUCAUAACUCUGGAUUUAUUCAUAAGAUUAUUUGCCCUUUAACUGUAUAUGUGCACCCAAUUGACAAUUAUAUUUAUAAAAAAGACAUCACUUUGUUUGAUGAUGAACUCUUUGAUGAUGAUGAAGCUAAAGAUAUGAAAUUUACACAAUUGAAACUAAUAUACCCUUCCUUCGGUUUCAAAAUAUUACAAUUUUUUAAUUUACAUCCUAAUGACAAUGUAUCUUUAAAUAUAGAAAGCUUGAUAGAAACGUUAAUACCUUUUAAUUGGCAGUCACCAGAAUCGAAGAAAGGAAAUAUACAACCAAAAUCAGAUAUUUGGGAUUUAGGAGUCUUAUUCACUAGAAUAAUGCUAGGAAAUGAUGUUGUGACUACAAAGUACAAAACACCUGAUGAACUAUUCCACAAAUUUUCUGCUGAAGACUUUCAAGGUGCAGAAAGUUACAGUAAAUUAGUGUUUGACAUGCUUUCAAAGUUGUUGCAAGUCAGGCUCACCAAGAGACCCAGCCCGCUAGAACUAAAUGCUGCUGGGUUUUUACGUGAUGGUCCCACUUCAAUUCCGAAACACUCGGAGUCUAAAUUCUUAUCUUCAGCGUCUCUCAGGAAACUUGAAGAACUCAUGUCUAAAGAUGCAAAAGACAAAAGCACUCCAGCUUCGGCUAUGAUUACUACAAACACUGCCAUUCCAGCUUCUACGGCUUCAAAACGAAGAAGAAGUUAUAGUCAACAAAUGAGCAUGAAUAGAACCGAAUCGCUUACACAAGAAUUCAAUUCUAAUAAUAAAAGGAUAGGUAGAUAUGAAAGGGAUUUUGAAGAAAUUGGCAGGUUAGGAAAAGGUGGCUUUGGAGAAGUUGUAAAGGCACGUAAUAGGAUGGAAGGUACGUUUUAUGCAAUCAAAAAGAUUAGACAUAGAGCAUACAAACUAGACUCGUUACUAAGUGAAGUGCUUUCUUUAGCAAGGCUAAACCAUCAAUACAUAGUUCGCUACUACGGAACAUGGGUGGAAGAGGUUGGGAACGAUGACAAUGGAGUAGUAGAUUCAGACGUUAACUCUAGCUCGGAAGAUGAAUUCGAUGGACCUUUAAACACUAAGACGUCUUCUUAUUUACAGAGUCAUGAUAAUUCCUAUCAGAUAGACUAUAUAUCAAAUUCCUUUGACCCACAUAUUGAAUUCUCUGAUUCAUCGAUUGAAGAAGAAUUCGACGAAAGGAUUGUGUUUGCAAACGAUAGUGAUGAAAGUGACAACAAUACCACCGGCCACUCUAGCGUCGACACUACACCUACAACGCACAACACUUUGUCUUCAGCGCCAGGGAGUAGAGUACCUCAUAACAGGCUUCAGCAGAAAUCCAUAUUAUAUAUACAAAUGGAAUUUUGUGAGAAUAAUACUUUACAAAAUUUAAUUGAACAAGGUCUACCAAGUAACCAUAACGAAUACUGGAGGUUAUUUCGCCAGUUGUUGGAGGCAGUCUCUUAUAUACAUCGUGAGGGAUUUAUUCAUAGAGAUCUUAAGCCCACAAACGUUUUUAUCGAUAAAUCUAACAACAUCAAAGUGGGUGACUUUGGAUUGGCCAGGAAUUCCCAGUUUUCGUCGGUGCUACUGAACAACAAUCAAGUAUCGUCAAAGAACAACGAAGAUCUCUCUACUGUUGUAGGAACUGUGUUUUACACAGCCAAAGAGGUAGCAUCAGGUCAUUAUAACGAAAAAGUUGAUAUGUAUUCAUUGGGAAUCAUUUUUUUUGAGAUGUGCUUCCCUCUUGCAACAGGAAUGGAGCGUGCCCAGAUAUUAAAUAAUUUACGUUUAGUUACUGUUGAUUUUCCACACAAUUUCUUGAGCCAUAAAUUCAAAACCGAACGUAAAAUCAUAAGAUCUUUGCUAGAUCAUGAACCGAAGAAGCGGCCUGGUGCUACUGAGCUUUUGCAAAGUGGUUGGCUCCCUGUGGAACACCAAGAUCAGGUAAUAAAAGAAGCGUUAAAGUCCUUGGCGGAUCCUGCAUCACCUUGGCAACAACAAGUCCGAGAGACAUUGUUCAAUCAACCUUAUCUGUUGGCUGAAGAUUUACUUUUUGACAAUUUUAGCAAGAAUACUAGCAGUAUGCAACUCAAUUAUGAUGUUCCUGAUUAUUUGUUAUUUACAACCUUAAUUGAGAAAUUGUUUAGGAUUUUCAAAAACCAUGGGGCGAUCCAAGAUUUAAACUCGAAUACAAUUUUACCAAAAUCUCCAUUUCAAUCCCGUGAGCUUGUUUACGAGUUCUUGGACAGAAGCGGAAGGGUUUUAACAUUGCCAUACGAUUUGACUUUACCCAAUGCGAGAGUUUUGAGUAGAUCGAAAGUAGGCAUACCUAAAAUCUAUAAACAUGAGUUUGUUUACAGACCUAGCUUGAGGGGUAGCGGUCUUCCUGAUAAAUACAGUGCAGUAAACUUCGAUAUCACCACCCAUGAUUCUGCUUGCAGACCAGAAAAUGAUGCUGAGUGUCUAAAAAUCAUCGAUGAAAUCUUGCAACUUUUUCCUUGCUUCAAAAUCAAAAAUUCUCAAGCAUUAAUUGUAGUGAAUCAUUUUGAUAUAUUAAGCUCUGUGAUUGAGUUUGCAUUCGGUAAUAUUGGAAUAGAUCAAAAACAAAUGCACGAAAUUUCUGGGGUAUUAUCGCAGAUUGGAAUUGAUAAAAGUGCUGAUGAAGUGAAGAACUAUCUCAGGGAAAAUUUUAAGGUCCCUCACACGGUGGUUAAAGAUCUAGUUGACGAGUUUAACUUUACUAUGGAACUCCCAAAAGUCAAAAGUAAAUUGCAAAAACUUAUGGUAGAUUCCCCUUUAUUGUUACGAGUUGAGAGAGCCCUUGCAUACCUCGAAUGCAUCUUGACUACUUCUCAAAAAUUAGGAAUAAAGUCUCCGGUGCUUUUCAAUCCGUUGAGCAAUUAUAACAAUAAAUACUAUAAACAUGGAAUAAUGUUCCAAGCCGUUUUUCGUGUUGACAGGGUUCGCAAAUUCACUCGCGUGAUAACAGGUGGGAGAUAUGAUAAUCUAAUAUCAUCGUUUGUAAAUGAAGAUAUUUCAAAAUCUUAUACCCCAUGUGCUGUUGGUUUCUCUUUGACCGCUACAUUUUUGUUUUUGUUAAUGAAAAAUCUAAUAUCGAGGAAAAUGACAUGUAGCGAGAGACAGCUUUGGAGAGGACUGCGUUGUGACGUCUUAAUAACGAGUCUUAAUGGCACUUAUAUUAAGCAAUCGGGUUUUGAAAUAGCUAGGCGAUUAUGGUCUCAAAACAUUAGUUGCGAUGUAGAGACAGUUUUAACACAAGAAGAGAUACUGGAAAGGUCUAUAAAAGAAGGAGCAAAUUGGAUUAUUGUCAUAAAGCAGCCAAUAUCAUAUCAAAAAAGAAAAUCGAAGAAAUCUGGUAGCUCAUUUAAACCCCUUAAAAUUAAAAAUGUUUCACAUAACAAGGAUAUCGAUGUGGAGUAUGAUGAAUUAAUCCCAUUUUUGAUUUCAGAGAUUGAAGAACGAAAUCAGGAACUUGAUGAGAACCAUCAAUCUGUAAAUGAUGAAGAGUCAUCUAAAGAUGAUUACCUAGAAUCAGAAGAGCAGACUUCUGCUGGCUAUGAUGUUACUUUAUUUACAGCGGAUAUUGACCAAAAGAUUACCUUGGUAGCAAAUGAUGCACCUCGAGGUAGGAAAAACAACAAAAGGGAGAAAUGGGAGGUUGAGAAUGACUCAAAGCUUGCGUCUGCCCUGUUCAUAAAGAAGUUGGCAACAUCCCCUGUUUUAGUGGUCGAUGCCAGAGAUGAGGUAUUGGAUAUGAUUGCUAUAACCUCAAUUCAUCAGCCUGAAGAUUGGAUGAGGAAGAUAAUAUACGCCUCAAAUAACUUGCCAAAAAGCUUUGCCCAAAAUAUUCAUAACUCAUUAGUUAAAGAGUCUUUAAAGGGUCAUGAAUGGGCUGUUUUACAUUCACCAAAGAGCAAUAAAACAACAGUGGUUGAUUUGCAAAGGUGA